AUGUCAAAUUUGGGAAUUAAUUGCAGUCUGUUUUUGGAGUUUGAAGAGGACACUGAAGAAGCUGGAGGAGGCCCAGAUGGUGGACAGGGCAAGAGGAAGAGGCUGUUCUCCAAAGAGUUAAGAUGUAUGAUGUAUGGGUUUGGAGAUGACCAGAAUCCCUACACAGAGUCAGUGGAUAUUCUUGAAGACCUGGUGAUAGAGUUUAUCACAGAGAUGACUCACAAGGCAAUGUCAAUUGGACGGCAGGGUCGUGUGCAGGUUGAGGACAUUGUCUUUUUGAUCCGCAAGGAUCCACGGAAGUUUGCCAGAGUAAAAGAUCUGUUGACUAUGAAUGAAGAACUGAAACGGGCCAGGAAGGCCUUUGAUGAAGCAAACUAUGGAUCUUGAUGCAUUUGUAUGUGCAGAGAUGGUAACCUGUAGCCAUGUUUAUCCCUAUACAUUUUUAGCAUGUUUUUCAAUACUGGAAAAACUAACUCCCUACCGACUUCUAUUUGUUUUCGUGGCUUUUAGGAUGGAUCUCAGUGCUGGAGUGUUUGCCUAGGUUUUAGCAUUGCCAAACAAGCCUAUAACAUUUUGUAAACGUCUCUUAAUGUAUGUAUUGUCUUAAUGUACGUUUGGUUUUUUUU
Pelodiscus sinensis (Chinese soft-shelled turtle) is the source of this 626-nucleotide messenger RNA. The record is from RefSeq and is a predicted model, not a curated record. NCBI's taxonomy places the organism in Eukaryota, Metazoa, Chordata, Testudines, Trionychidae.